Klebsormidium nitens is the source of this 1449-nucleotide messenger RNA. Lineage: Eukaryota; Viridiplantae; Streptophyta; Klebsormidiophyceae; Klebsormidiales; Klebsormidiaceae. The record is from the annotation of a GenBank genome assembly.
AUGGUCUGCGACCACAUCGUACCUCAUCCCGAGGGCACCGAACCGGAUGACUCUUGGCAAAACCUCCAAGAGCUGAGCGUGGCCGACCACGUGGCGAAGACUGCUUUAGACAACCCAGACGCCAAGAAAGGUUGGACGUCCCACACAUCCAUCCCCGUGUCAACGGAGGACGUUUCCACGGGUCUCACUUCGGUAUACACGAGCAUCGCAGAAGCUGCUAGAGCCACUGGAGUGGGGGAGGACAAACUGAAGCGAAUCAUGAAAAGCGGGGGCGGGAUGCAGAGUGGCUUUCGUUUUCAGAUCGAUCAGGACUACCUCAGACAACAGGCUACAAUGGACGGAGAAAUCUGGAAGCCCGCCGUAUACAAGGGCACUGCGUUGAGGAACAUUUUCCUCGGCUCCGAAGGCUUGUUCUCGAACAAGACCAGGUUUCGGGUCGUCAGCCAGUCCUCCGCGGCCUCCCUAAAGUCCCUCGUGAACACGUACAGAGAGUCGCAACUCGAAGUCCCGAGGAGACGGAGGACCCGGCGCGAGAGGAGACCAAGGAAAGCCUUGAAGCCGGCCGUGCUUAAGACUGGGAAGAAGGUGAACUGGAUCACGGGAGAGGGACUCGCGGAGCUCGGCGUUAAGCAGAAUCUGUGCGAAGCCGGGGUCGACGGUGCUCAGAAGAUGGGGCGCGACUUAUUCGAGGGAGGGUUCUCCGUCACCGAAUGGAAGAAAGCUAUGGACGGUCAGAAAGGUACGGGCAGCAUGGCCCCGUGCCUGGCGGCGGAGAGGUGCUUUGCGAUGAACCUUUGGAAGAAGUGGGCUUUCGUGAAGCACUUGGGCGAGGGGGCGAGUGGGUCGGUGAUCCUCGUCCGAAACAGGAAGACCGGCCAGAGGCGCGUCGCAAAGAUCUCCAAGAAACUCGACAGAGCACGAGAUAGAGUGGAGAUGGACAUGCAGAACGAAUUCUGGCGCAAUGGGUUGGCGCCGCGAGCGUUCGGACUCGAGCUCGACGAGAUCAAGCACGGCCGUAAGCAGAAGAAAGUGUCGGUCGUCCUCAUGCAACAGGUGGAUUCCACGCUGUCAUCGUGGCUGCGACGGGAUCGCAAGAGGUGGGAGCUAGACGUCAUGCUCAAAGUCCUCAUAUCAUUCAUCGACAAGAUGCAGAAGAAGCGACUCGCUCACGGCGAUCUCCACUGGGAGAACAUAGCAUUCAAGUACAGACCGGGCACGAAAUAUAUCGGACGAGUUCUAUUGAUCGAUUUUGGCUUCGCCGCCCGAAAGGGAGACUCUCGCUUGGAAUUCGCGCAAUUGAUCCGGACGACGCACAAGGAUUUCGGGCACAUGACGAGCGCCAACGAGAAGUACUUGCGGGAGAGACUCAUCGAGGAAUUCAAGAGGAGAUAUAGAGUGAAAAAGGUGGACUAUCAGUUGGUAGACGACAUCUACCACGGCGAAGCCUGA